AUAUUCUUGUCCGUACGAUACCAACAAAAGCUUCGCCAUUCUCCUCAAAACUACCUUCCGCGCUCUGCUCUCUUCUUCUCAUGCAUGUCCACUACACCCACCUGCCCUCCUCUUCCACACCCCCACCCCCCACAUUUGCUCUCUCUUCUUCAAACACAUUUCCUUCAGUCUUAAUUAGUUCACGUUUAGAAUAAUUCAUAAAGCUUUUCCGCUAUAUUGUUAUACGUAUCUUUUCCUUUAUAAUUAAUUCCAUGGAGGAAGAAAAAUUUGAGGAUGACGAAAAACAUGCAUUGGAAGGUCUGAGCAUGGAGCCAGCACCGCGUAAAAAGGCUCAUUCAUACAGCCACCAGCUUCGUACCAAUACCGGAACUCACCACAAGCGUUACCACAAGUUCCGACAUCACAGCUUUGAUAUUCCCACAAACCUCAUCGAUAACAAUAAUCACGGGUUAAUAUACGAUGACGACGAUUCUUCUGACGGUGAUGAAGAUUUUUAUCCUUAUAUUUCGACGUCAGGGCAGGUGUUUGAUGCAGGUAUCGGGCUGACGAUGGGAGUUGUGUCGGAUAAUGUUAAUCAAGGACAGCAACAGCCGUUGCCGGAGUUUAUUGGAAGUGGUGGUGGAGCUGGGAUUUUUAAAGUGCCAACUCGUGCCUCUGUUCAUCCCUCUCGUCCAUCUUGCCAUGAACUCAGACCUCACCCCCUAAGAGAAACCCAGGUUGGAAAUUUUUUGAGGACGAUAGCCUGUACAGAGACACAAUUAUGGGCAGGACUAGAAUGUGGGAUAAGAGUAUGGAAUUUUUCAGAUCAGUAUAAGCCAGGAAUGGGAAUUGGAGAAAGGGCAAGGAGAGGAGAUGAGGAUGCCGCACCAUUUCACGAGUCGGCAAAUACAACACCCACAUUAUGCUUGAUGGUUGAUAGUGGGAGUAGGUUGAUAUGGAGUGGACACAAAGAUGGCAAGAUUAGGUCCUGGAAGAUGGACCAAUCAAAUGCUGAUGAAUCUCCUUUCAAGGAAGGCCUCUCCUGGCAGGCUCAUCGUGGUUCUGUUCUUUCUAUGGUCAUGUCUUCUUAUGGUGAUAUAUGGUCAGGGUCCGAGGGUGGUAACAUUAGGGUUUGGCCAUGGGAAUCUGUUGAAAAAUCUCUCUCUCUAUCACCGGAAGAAAAACACAUGGCUGCUUUACUUGUGGAAAGGUCAUUCAUUGACCUUAGGAGCCAAGUUACAAUUAAUGGUGUCUGUAACAUCUCAUCUUCUGAUGUGAAGUGCUUGUUGUCUGAUCAUAUAAGAGCAAAAGUGUGGGCAGCUGGAUCAGCAUCCUUCUCAUUAUGGGAUGCACGUACAAGGGAACUCCUUAAAGUUUACAAUGCAGAAGGUCAAAUUGAAAAUCGAGUUGACAUGUCAUCAGUGCAAGACCAAGCAACAGAGGAUGAGAUGAAUGCCAAGUUUGUAACAAAAUCUAAAAAGGAAAAGUCACAAGGAAGUAGCUUUCUGCAGCGGUCACGCAAUGCUAUAAUGGGAGCAGCAGAAGCUGUUCGCCGAGUUGCUACAAAGGGGGCAGGAGCAUUUGCAGAAGACAGUAAGAAAACAGAAGCCCUUGUGAUUGCAGCUGAUGGAAUGAUUUGGAGUGGGUGUUCAAAUGGUUUACUUGUGCAGUGGGAUGGAAAUGGAAACCGUUUGCAAGAUUUCCAUCACCAUCCUUGUGCUGUUUUAUGCUUAUGCAUUCAUGGUUCUCGAAUAUGGGUUGGCUAUGUAAGUGGCAUGGUACAGAUGCUGGAUCUCGAAGGAAACUUUCUAGCUGGUUGGGUUGCUCACAACGGGCCUGUAGUAAAAAUGGUAGUUGGGGAUAACUAUCUCUUCAGCUUGGCUACUCAUGGUGGUAUACGUGGAUGGAGUCUUGCCUCUCCAGGACCUAUUGAUAACAUAAUACGACCAGAGUUAGCUGAGAAAGAACAUUUGUACACCAGAAAAGAAAAUUUCAGGAUUUUAGUUAGCACCUGGAAUGUUGGUCAGGGAAGAGUUUCGCAGGAAGCGCUUUCAGCUUGGCUUGGUUCGGCAGUUUCAGAUGUUGGAAUAGUAGUGGCUGGGUUGCAAGAAGUCGAAAUGGGAGCUGGUUUUCUUGCAAUGUCUGCUGCAAAAGAAACUGUAGGAUUGGAAGGAAGUGCAAUGGGGCAAUGGUGGCAGGACGCAAUAGGGAAGGCAUUGGAUGAAGGAUCAACUUUCGAACGUGUAGGAUCAAGGCAACUAGCUGCAUUGCUUAUUGCUAUCUGGGUGAGAAAAUCUCUCAGAAAACAUGUUGGAGACCUUGAUGUUGGAGCAGUUGCAUGUGGUUUAGGACGUGCAAUUGGUAACAAGGGUGGCGUUGGUCUGAGGUUAAGAGUAUUUGAUCGAAUAAUGUGCUUUGUAAACUGUCACUUGGCUGCUCAUUUGGAAGCAGUAAAUCGUCGCAAUGCUGAUUUUGACCAUAUAUAUCGAACAAUGUCCUUCACUCGGUCUUCUAACCUUCUCAACAAUGCUGCUGGUAUGCUGCGAUACCUGUUUUUCUAUUGCACUGUUGUCUUCUCCACAUAUUUACUAUGGCUGCUUUACUCUUCUGGCUUGCCAUUGGUCCUCUCUCUUGCAGUUGGCGUUUCAUCUGCUGCUCAAAUGCUUCGUGGUACAAAUGCUGCAGCAAUUAAUUCUGAUGAGGGAAAGCUUGACCUUGCUGAAGCUGACAUGGUGAUUUUCUUUGGUGAUUUCAAUUAUCGUCUUUUCGGGAUAUCUUAUGACGAAGCAAGGGACUUUAUCUCGCAAAGAAGCUUUGAUUGGCUUCGAGAGAGAGAUCAAUUAAGAGCAGAAAUGAAAUCUGGAAAAGUUUUCCAAGGAAUGCGCGAAGCAAUCAUCAGAUUUCCUCCAACUUACAAGUUUGAAAGGGGGAAACCAGGAUUAGGAGGAUAUGAUUCAGGAGAGAAGAAACGAAUUCCAGCUUGGUGUGAUCGAGUAUUGUAUCGAGACAACCGGUCAAGUACUACUGCGGAGUGCAGUUUAGGGUGCCCUGUUGUUGCCUCCAUUAUACAGUACGAGGGUUGCAUGGAAGUAACAGAAAGUGAUCAUAAACCUGUAAGGUGCAAGUUUGAUGUUGAACUUGCUCAUAUUGAUAGAUCAGUAAGGAGACAAGAGUUUGGGAAUAUUUUCCAGAACAAUGAUAGAAUCAAGUCUAUACUGGAAGAACUACAUUAUAUCCCAGAGACAGAUGUUAGCACCACCCAAAUUGUUCUUCAGAAUCAGGACACAUUCAGCUUAAAAAUUUCCAACAGAAGUAGAGAAGACAAAGUUCUCUUCCAGUUGACCUGCUGUGGUCGGUCCCCUGCCAAAGAGGAUGGGCAAGCAUCAGAGUAUCAUCCCAGAGGUUCCUUUGGUUUUCCCAGGUGGCUUGAGGUCACACCUGCGGCUGGCAUCAUCAAACCUGAUCAAGCCGCUGAGAUCUUAGUUCGUCAUGAGGAUAGCCAGUCAUUAGGAGAUUCUGUUGAUGGUAUUCCUCAAAGCUGGUGGUCUGAGGAUACAAGAGACAAAGAGGUGAUUUUGAUGAUCAGUAUUAAAUCGAGUCAGUCAACUGAGGCCAGAACACAUCAAGUACAUGUGCGCCACAGCUUCACACCUGAUGCAGUUCGCGUGAACUCAAAGAACAGUAGGAGUAACCAAGGAAGCUCCCAUCAUAGGUCUGCACUUAAACAUGUUGGCAAUACCUCGAAUAAGAUGAAAGACCAUCAAAACAUUCGAGUUCCUUGAUAUCUACAUGAAAACCUAAGAAGCUACAAAUACAGUUGCAUCACCAGAGGAUUCCAACCAGUUUGGAUUUUCUUUGCUGUCAAUACUUGAUAGGAUCUUGAUGUAAAUACUCAUACACAAUUAGUAUAAAAGCUUGUUUUCCCGCUCAGAGAAUGUUGCCAAAAAGUAUAAGAUUUGCUCAUCCAUUUUUUGUUGGAAUCAGGUCCUAAAUACUUAUCUUUGACUGAAGACUUAUGAUCAACUUUUGGUUGUGAUCACUGGAAAUCUGUUUGUGCUUCACCAAGAGGACAAUUUGUUUGUUCUAGUGUUACCAAUUUUGUAUUGUAAAUUUGAUUUUUGGUUAAGCUUUUUGGAAUCACAUAAUAGUGUUCUUCUGAUGCCUUAUUUUCGCCGCAAUCAACACCUUAUAUCCAGAAGUAGGUUA
Molecule: messenger RNA, 4185 nt
Organism: Nicotiana tabacum (common tobacco)
Lineage: Eukaryota; Viridiplantae; Streptophyta; Magnoliopsida; Solanales; Solanaceae
Product: type I inositol polyphosphate 5-phosphatase 12
Biological process (GO): phosphatidylinositol dephosphorylation
Molecular function (GO): phosphatidylinositol-4,5-bisphosphate 5-phosphatase activity; protein binding
Source: RefSeq, a predicted model, not a curated record